GGCACCCUGCAGUAUAUGGCGUGGGACUUGACACAUUACCUAAUUUAAAAGUGAAAUGGAUCAGUGCUCGGCUCUUGUCAAUUAUUUGUCAACAAUCUCCUUCAGUCGCCAGUAGCCACACCGUCCGAGUGAUUAUGUCAGUCGGAGGUCAGUGACCCCGAGAUGAACGCUCGGAGCAUCGCGUUCGAGCUGUCCAUGGAGGGUCGGCAGGUGGACGAGGUGGUCGCCAGUAUCUUCCAUACCGUUCUGUUCCAUCGCUCGAGCGGCAAGUUCACCUACAACAACGAGGAGAGCUACUCCAUACGCACCGUCAGCUACGUGGACGUCGACUGCGACUUUAUAGACUUCACGUACGUGUGCUGCGAGUCCGAAGCGCUCGGGAGGAACGUCAAACGGGAAAUAUCCGAUUUUUCCGACUUGCUUCGCGGCGCUGAGAACACGGCUACCCCUCGCGGUUCUAUAAGCUUAGAGUUCUUCCAAAAGCGACGCGCCCGCUGGCCGUUCCAGCCCGAAUGCGUCCCCUGGGAAGUGUGGACGGUCUACUGCGAGCUGGCUGAGGCCCGCUCCGAGCACCACAUGCGCGCGCAGCACGAGGGCGUCGUCGAAAUGCUCCAAGACAAAAUAGUCUUCAUCACGGAGAUCAUCAAUCGACACGAAUACGUGCCCAAGAUGCCGAGUCGCUCCGACGCGGAUUUAAUCUUCGAUACCUCGUACCCUGACAUCCAACCUUACCUAUUCAAGAUCCAUUAUAAUUUGUCUGGCGCGCCGCCGCUCACCGUCGGCAACACUGUCCGCAAGCUGAUACGAGAUACGCUUUCGUUGUGAUGUCUGUCUCUAUACUAUCUAUAACAUGUUUGCACAAUAAAUCCCCUUGGGUCAAAGUGCAUCCAAAAUGAUCCCCAAUUUAAAGGCCCGGGUACUACAAAGGCGGAUUUUAUACGGCCUUGACACGCAAUAAACUCUGGGUCAAAGUGUAUCAAAAGGGGCCCCUAAACUAGAACACCAGCGAUACCCAAACUCCCUAUUUUUCGGCUAUGUCUAAAUCGACGUGUGAUAUAAAUAUUCGCUAUUCCGCUUUAUAUAAAUAUUCAAUUGUACAUCAAAAUUUUAAUCGGACAUUGUAAAUUGUAAAUAAUGAUGGACAAUUAUAAAUGUAAUUAAGCAAUUAAUGUUUUAUUCUAUGCAAUAAGGCAAGUGUAAUGUUUUUUUUUUUAAAUCUUGACAUACAUAAUAAUCCUUGAUAUACGCAGCAAUAUUAACAAAUUAUAGAGUGUACUUAUGUAAAUGUUUUUUGGUCGCACAGUUAUUAUUUGUCGUAAGUAGAGUUAGUUUGAAGCGUAGCGCCGUGUCGUACUUGUUUUAUUUAUUACCAACACGGCUCUACGCAUGUAAAUAGAUUUGUUUGUUUGUAAUUGAUAAUAACAAUACUUUUGCUAUUUUCUUUAAGCGCUUUUUAAUGCAGAAAUAAAUUUAAUACAGAAAUGGUGGAAUGAAGCAAAAGUAUUCGUUCUUACGCUUAUAUAAAAGCUAUGUCUUUAAAUCUUAGUAAAUAAAUUUAGUUGUAAUUUUUUCAGAGCUAUGACUCAGAAGGCUGGUUGAUGUGUCCACUCAUUUAUAUGAUUUAUUUAAGGUUCUUCGCCUAUCGUUUACUUAUGAGCUCGCUUCGGAGAAUUCACGUUCAUUGUGCACUGUAGAAGUUCCACUAGUUAGUUCUCUAGUUAUUAAUGACAAGAAAAACAAUUUAUUGUUGCAAUUAAUAUAGUUUUAUGGGGUAGGUAUAUUUAUUAACCCGCGACACCAGUGUAAGUGCACGAUAAAAUAUUUAAGUGAGUAUGUAUAUCUAUUUGGUGGCAGUCUGUGUAUAGAGUUUCCUAUUGUAGGACGCUUAGAGAUAUCGCUGAGUGACUCGCUCAGUCUAAUUUAGUAAAGUCAUUUGACUAUUUCGUGUGUAUUUUUAUAUUAAAAUAGAAGCUUUUGUGAUAUAGCUAACGAAAGGUAAAAUUUAUGAAUAAAAAAACAUAUUUCGGAAUUAUUUUGUUUGUGAAAAGUAAUUUAGAUUUAUACUUGAGCCAUUGUCGAGAACUUUAAAUAUGUGUAUAUGUAUAUGUGUGUAUUUUAAGUAUAUGUAUUCUUAGAACUGUCAGUGCAUACUGUGUAUAGUAUAACUACAGUUGUAAGACAAUGUACAGAUCAACUUAUUGUAGAUUUUCUCAUUGAAUUAUAUUAUAAAACCGAUUUAUAUUAAGGUAUGUUAUAGAUCUAGACGUAAUCGUCUCACAGUGAUCGUCUAUUUGGGUGUGUGUAGUUUUAACGAUAGUUUAGAUGAAGGUGCAUGAAUCAUCUCAUAGUGGUAAGAAUAGUAGAUGUAUUAGUUUGCAAUUUUGUGUUGUUGUCUUAAGUUAAAAAACUUUUCCCUUUUAGUUUUUCGUCGUUAUUGUUCUCUUGAAUUUAAUCUAUAAUUUUUGAAUUGAAUGUCUUUUAGGCUCCACGUGUAAUGUGGAUCAAAUUCUAAAUUUAAAUCAGCGGGCCUAUUAUAGUCGCCUUUAUCGCGUGAUAACUACAAUAUACAACUAUUUUAUAUUUAAAUCCAGAGGUAGUAGUAGGUAGUUAUAAAUUUGACUCCCAUUGUUUUUCUCUCUUAUUAAUUACUCGAUAAAGGCUCAUAUAACACGUCAUUCGAACGGCUUUGAUGGCACGGCGUCGGCAAAAGUAUGUAAUGGAACACACUUUAAAUACAGCAGUAAACGCUUUUUUUUCCGUGGAACACUCCCCCGCAACUCAACGUCGCAUACAUUUUCAGAUUUGAAUCGUAUGUAUGAGGGUUGUUUCACGUACAAAUAGGCCCGCAGAAUAACGUACAGUAAGUUCCAGAGAUAACUGACCCCCUGCUAACAAGUUUCUAUGCAGGGGGGUCAGUUAUCUCUGUGGCUUACUUUACACGGCAUAAAACGUUCAUAACGUACGUAACCUAAACCUUGAUUUUGUCAAACAAUGGUUUUUGUUUCUAUUAUUCUGAGGUCAUUCGACGGGCGUUGUCACGACUCCAUCCACGAACUUCUGAUUGUUUACUCUCCUACCUCAUUUUGUGACUAGCUUAGGUGUGUUUGCAUCUCGAUUGGAUUAUAGUACAUACCUAUCUAUUUAUCUAUAUUUAUCACUAUAUAAAUUUGUCACCAAAGAUGAGGCUGUACGUACCUUUGAAUCUUUUUUAAACUUCUGACGGUCGUUGGACGCUUUUUUUACUGAACUGGUGUACCGAUUUGAGGGUGACAUACGUCACAUGGUACUCGUUUAAGUACUGUUUAUACAAUUGCCCGUGGAGUCUCGCUGGCGAGAAUCCGCGACAUCAAAGUCGCUAUGAUAAUGUUAAAAAUUAAGUUGCGAGAUUUAAAGGAAUCAGCUCGGGUCAGUCACGAUGUAGCGUAUGUCAUCCCACUUGUGGCAUCUCAUCAUGUUUCAUAUCAGGGAGUACCUUGUAACAUAUUAUUUACAAUAUUGGUGAUAAGACAAUAUAUUUUAUUCGAGUUCGUGCCUCAUUCAAAAGCUGGAAGUGUGGAGCACAUUGUAAAUAGUCAUUUGUGUCGUUCUUAACGAAAAGGCGCCUAAGUGGAGGCACUUGCGACAUUAUAAACCAUGCUCCAAUACUUUAAAGUAAGCGCCUACAGCACUAUAGUCUGAGUUAGGGAGUUUUAGAGAACGUAAACAAAACAAAAUUGAGGAAAAACCCAUUUGUAUUUAUUACAUCAUUGGCCAAGUGUAGAUUCACUAGACUUAUAUUGACCGGGAUAUAGACCAUGAUUACCUUUUGUAUUAUUUAUGGGCUCCUGAUAUUUCGAUUUAUAUAUAAGUCUAGUGAAACUAACCGUGAAUCAUUCAAAACUCCAAGUGUAGAUUGUUUUGUUUGUUUAUAUUCUUUAAAACUUAAUUAAGAAAACAUGAAUAAUUUCGUACAUUCACCUCUUAUCACUUUUGUCUCUGUUACUCGCGCGGAAAGCUGCGCAUGUAUGACGGCAAUAUAUAGUUGGUCAAGCAAGUCUUGUCAGUAGAAAUCAAUAGUCGUAGAAAAAAACUACGAAGGUAGUAGAAAAAAAUCAAUAGUUUAAGUUACCUACACCAUAAUGUUUCUGUUUCUGUGUUUUUUUCCCAUCGCUGUAAACGUAUUUUGAUUUUAUUUAUUUAUUUAGAAAUGGGCGCGACAGUCAAAUUUUCUAUGGGACGAUAACCCUUCGUGUCUACAUUUUUUAAAUUUCCCGCCUUUUUCUACUGACAAAGUUUUGCUUAAGCAACUAUAAUUUGUAGUGAGCAAUAGAGAUAUCCAAGGUCAAUGUACCACAUUUUCGUUCUGUUGUCUAGACUAUGCGGUACCUUUUCCUUAAGAACGUCAGUUUUCUGCACAUUGUAACUUGCUAUGGCCUUAUUUGAAAGAAUAUAUAUGUAUGAAGAGAAGCUGAAUACAUGACUGCUGUUACAUAUUAGAUUAUAUGAGAUGGCGACACGGGAAGUAUAUGUUGUGAUGUGUAAGUUCAAAAUAAGCUGAAAUCUUAGUCUUGUGAUAAUUUAUAUAUAAAUAUAUGAAUAAA
Molecule: messenger RNA, 4580 nt
Organism: Cydia strobilella
Lineage: Eukaryota; Metazoa; Arthropoda; Insecta; Lepidoptera; Tortricidae
Gene: Atg101
Product: autophagy-related protein 101
Exons: 3
Coding region: 163-825 (220 amino acids)
Biological process (GO): autophagosome assembly; autophagy
Cellular component (GO): phagophore assembly site
Source: RefSeq, a predicted model, not a curated record